This is a messenger RNA of Lytechinus pictus (painted urchin), 2785 nucleotides long. RefSeq names its product snaclec 27-like. The record is from RefSeq and is a predicted model, not a curated record. The transcript is spliced from 2 exons. Lineage: Eukaryota; Metazoa; Echinodermata; Echinoidea; Temnopleuroida; Toxopneustidae. Bases 343 to 834 code for a protein of 163 amino acids.
AUAUUUCGACGUACUUUGUCAUUGCGGGGGGAUCAAUUCCCCUGAUGUACGUCAUCAUGAACCUCUAGUUUCGCCCUCAAUUUCCAUGUUCCCCUUUGAUAACAAUCCAGGCCUCAUACUCAACAACCCAAUCUAACUCUCACAGCACCACCCUCAACUCUCGACCCAUUUUGAGGCGCUUUAACACCCUUAUGCCCCACCUGUGCAAACUCAUACCUUAGCGCAACACAUACGUUGUUCCAUUGACUUUGUCCAUCUCUUAACAAUUCCAAAGGAGGAUUCCCAACAUCUUAUCAGACUUUUUGUAGUUCGACACCGCUGGGAGAAGUACACCUCUUCACUAUGCUUCGAAUUAUGUGCCUUGCCGCCCUGGCCCUAGCGGUCACUGCUUGUCCGGUUGGGUGGCACCAAUCCGGUAGAUCUUGCUACAAGGUAUCACAGGUGUUCGCUACCUAUAACGAUGCGGUAAGAAGAUGUGCACAGUUUAGUUCCUGUGAGACCGGAUUCGGGGGACACCUGGUGUCCAUUACGACCGACUUUGAGAACCAACAGGUUCUGGACAUCCUGAACUACAACCAGAUGGCCCGGAAUGAGACCUGGCUCGGCCUAAGGACCUUCAACGGCCCAGUCUUCUGGGCCAGUGGCGAACCCCUCAAUCCACGCCUCACCAACCCAUGGCAUGCUGGUAAUCCCGUACGAGGACCCAAUAUGUGCACCGUAGCCUUCCAGAACAGAUGGGCAACAAGGAAUUGUAACAUGAGGAGACAGUUUAUCUGUGAGAUGGGCGGCGAAGCUCCCCCUCCCGCCUUUUUAGUCAACCAGGAAACACCAUAAAUUUACCGCGGGACAAAUUACGCGUUGACAUCAUCUUCUUCAUCAUUACACACCGGGCCCGUUUUCCUCGUAUCUGAUGGACUCUUUAAACCUUCACAAGACUUGAAUGGGAGCCAGUAAAAAAAAAAAUGUCUGUACUUUAUAAGAACGGUCAAAAAUUAUAUACUGUAUUGGGUUGAUAAACCGGCCAUUCCUUAACGCAAACAUGAUAUAAGUGAUUCUGUGCCAAUCUCUUCACUGAAAAAAAUAGUUUUUUACCUUUACGUACCUUUUCAAUCAAUAUUUUUUUUUUGUUAUGUCUUGUUUCCGUCCUUUUUUAUUACUCCCGACCUUUCGUUCGAGAACGCGAAUGCUUAUUUACAACGGUAGCUGAUUUUGGAAGAGACUUUUGGGCCCGUCGUCAUGGUAGUAAAACUCUGUCCUGCAAUGCAAAUUGUGUGACAUGAUAUUUUUUUUCGUUUCGCAUCUGGAACGGAAACAUUCAAUCUGCGUUCCGUGUGUAAAAUUCUGGUUGCUACUAUGGUAACAGCGAUAUAUCCGAUUUAGGACGACUUUCCAGAGCCACAUUCGAUUCUGCCCAGAGCUCGAGAGGCCGCCCAGGGUGCCCACUUCCAUUGAAGAGUGGAUACCAGGCGCGAUCACGCGUAAAAAGGGAAAGAGUGGGCAAGUACGUUACGUAUAGGCCUAUGUAACGUUAUAAGGGUGUCAAAAACGAUGUUUAAAAUACUGAAAAGGGGGAUAUAUUUCCAAUACUUGUAGGGUUUUACAAGCUAAAUACUUGUUAAGAGAUGCAUUUUCAUAAUCUGGAAAAGACUUGCUUCCCUUGUUUAGGGUGAUUUUCGAAACCCCAUGGUCGCACCUGGUAUCCACUUAUCAAUGGAAGUGGUCCCCCGGGAAUUUGAAUCUAAUCCCCAUUUCUGGGGAAAGUAAAACGUAAUGCCCAUUACAUUGUGUGCUAGAGGCAUAUCGUUUGUGUAGGAGUAAGCAAAAUGAAAAAAAACCGUAUGUUUAGGCCUAUUGCCUAUGCCGUGUUCAUAUCCAUAUCAACGCAUGCGAAAUGGUUUCGGCUGGAGAGGUGAUCUGACCCCUAGAAUCAAUUGCCAGUGAUCCACCAAUAAUCCACAUUAAAUGCAAUACCGAUUCGAUGGACUGUAAUGAUCUAUAUCUAAGCCUUAAUUCAGUAACUUUUCCCUCACUCAAUAUGUACUCGAUUUGUUUGAAAAAAACACUUUCUUAUCCAUGUCAUAAUCUAUUGAAGGUCCUGCAUUUCGAAUAUCUCCAGCCAUCAGUCGUAAUGUACAUGCAUGUAUGGUGCGGGUGUCGCGGAAAAGAAUUUUGCACACGAAAAGCAGAUCUGUAGGGCCUGUAACCCCCUGUAACACAAAGCUUAGCAUUGAUUGUAGAGCAGUUUUCUACGUUUGAUUCUAUUGACUAUAAUGUACAAUCAAGCUUAAAAAUCAAGUGUAUGAUUAAGCGUUAACUUUUGUGUUAGGGGACCCUAAUAUUAGCGUCCGUGAGGAUUGCGAAAGGUCCCAAAUUGAAGGAAACCACGCCUCAAGUAAUUGUAGACUUGAUUUUGGUAGCAUCUCGCCGCUAUUGUUAAAUACAGUUUUCUUUGACAUUUCUGGGAAAUAUGUAAAGUAUUUACGAUCAAAGCGAUUACAAUAUGUUCCUUUUAAAUCUAUAUUUGAUUGAGACAUUGUCUAAGAACGUUCAUUAGAAACGAAUGAUAAAAUACUGAUACAUUUUAAGUAAUUCACACUUCAUCAAAUGAAAAAAAAAAAAUUUUCGUUUGAAGCUGGGUUUUCGGAAUUAUUAUUUUGUUGGGUUCCUUAUUUCAGAAAAUACAUAUUUCACGAUAGACUGUUUAUAGAAAGACUGUAUAUUUGGUCGUUUUGAUAUAUGUUUUGAUCUGUUUUAUAUUAAUAAAAUGAUUUCGAUUUUACUUUCA